Molecule: messenger RNA, 2934 nt
Organism: Dendroctonus ponderosae (mountain pine beetle)
Lineage: Eukaryota; Metazoa; Arthropoda; Insecta; Coleoptera; Curculionidae
Product: 5-hydroxytryptamine receptor-like
Biological process (GO): adenylate cyclase-activating adrenergic receptor signaling pathway
Cellular component (GO): membrane
Molecular function (GO): G protein-coupled receptor activity
Source: RefSeq, a predicted model, not a curated record
CCGGGGGGGAAAACACAUGCCAUGUAUAGUAAGUGCUGGCGCUUCUCCCCAGGGGGCGCAGGGAGAAACUUUCCAGAAUCAUCCAGGAGGAAUCCAGUGGCCCAAUUGUGUGUUUUUGGGACGCCAUCUGUCCCGACCGGCGGACACUUUGUGUACAAACAGUCGUAAAUCGCCGCAAAGAAUCGCUUAAUUAACGACGGCCGAUUACGCAGCUGCCCAAGAUUUAAUGAGUCCUGGAAUUGAGCCAUUAAACGUCGCUGAUUGGCUGUUUUCCACUAUUUUAAGCUGUUUAGCCUCGGCCUAAUCAAAUAAAUCAGUCCCUCGUCGGCCAUUGAAUCAUCAUCAACAAUUUCCAGAUGGUUUUCCUCUUUUAUUCGCACGCCACUGCACAGCCCUGCUGAGCCAAGGGCUUCUGAGCACCUCAGCCCAUUUCGCUGCAUCACUGUCACAACGUGUCUAUUCCUUUUGCCUGCAUUAGUGUCUUUAGCCCUUCUGAGCACACAUUCCCAAUUGGCUCAGAACCGAUUUUUUUCAACAACACUUUCCGUUGGCCCUUAAAAUACCUUUUUGAGAUCAUUUAAGCUUUCCGCGUGCUCCAGAUUCGGCGUAAACGGCCUCUGAGGCUUUCUGAGCCGCGCACCAAUACAUGUAAAUUUCAGGUUCAGUCAGUCUCUGAACCGAGCGAUGUGUGGACAAAAAUUUGUCCAAUCGAGAACAGCAGGGCUUCUCAGCAACUUGCCUCUGACAUUUCCUCAACGAUUCUUUGCUAAGCUAAUUUCCAGUCAGGCUUUCAAGCGCAAUUUCCCAGAAAACUCAGCUGAAUUUGUGUAGUUUCAUCAAAAGGUUUUCUGAGUAUCAAUUUCAACUGUUAACGGCCCUUUGGCCUUCUGAGCCAAGGGCUUCUGAGCACCCCAGCGCAUAUCGCUGCACCAGUGUCACAACGCGUCUAUUCCUUUUGCCUGCAUUAGUGUCUUUAGCCCUUCUGAGCACACAUUCUCAAUUGGCUCAGAACCUAUUUUUGUCAAAAAAACUUUCCGUUUGCCUUUAAAAUACCUUUUUGAGAUCAUUUCAGCUUUCUGCAUGCGCCAGAUUCGGCGUAAACGGCUUCUGAGGCUUUCUGAGCCGCACACCCAUUCACGUAAAUUUUCAAUCAGACUCUGAACCGAGCGAUAUGUGGGCAAAAAUUUGUCCAAUCGAGUACCGCAGGGCUUCUGAGCAACUUGCCUCUGACAUUUCCUCAACGAUUCUUUGCUAAGCUAAUUUCCAGUCAGGCUUUCAAGCGCAAUUUCCCAGAAAACUCAACUGAAUUUGUGUAGUUUUAGCGAAAGGCCUUCUGAGUAUCAGUUUCAAUUUUCAACGGCCCUUUGGCCUUCUGAGCCAAGGGCUUCUGAGCACCACAGCCCAUAUCGCUGCACCAGUGUCACAACGCGUCUAUUCUGAGCACACAUUCUCAAUUGGCUCUGAACCGAUUUUUGUCAAAAACACUUUCCGUUUGCCCUUAAAAUCCUUUUUCAGACCAUUUCAGCUUUCUGCAUGCGCCAGAUUCGGCGUAAACGGCUUCUGAGGCUUUCUGAGCCGCACAUAAUUACGUGUAACUGUUGCAUUUCCCUAAUGACUACUUCCUAAGUUAAUUUUCUAGUCAAGCAGUCAAGCGCAAUUUCCCCGAAAAUCUCAACUGAAUUUGCGUAGUCAUCGCAAAAGGCCUUCUGAGCAGCAGUUUAUUGAUUACGAUUUUGAUUAUCUUCCACUGGCUCUUGAAUGAUUGCGGCAUUUUUGGUAAAUUGUUACUUUUAACGGCUCUUCAGAGCUAAAGGUUGAGCUAAUUUCUGAGCCACUUGCCCCUGACAGUGUGGUUUCGGCAAAAGAUCCUCUGAGCAUCAGACGCUGCUUUCAUUAUCUUCCACUUGCUCUUGAAUAAAUUGCGGCAUUUUUCAACGACCCUCUGGCCUUCUGAGUCAUUUGCUUCAAACGCUUCUGAGAGUUGGAAGGGCUUCUGAGCAACCAAUGCAGUAGCGACAGUUGGGGAAAGGUUCCCAGAACGGCGCAAAUGCCCCCCGUCCCGGAUCGCGAAACGGACAUUAAAUUUGAUGCCUAUUGGUUCUUCUGAGCCAGGGGCCUUCUGAGUAUUUUGCAGCCCACAGUGGGUCUCCGGAGGCCACUAACGCCUAGUGCCCCCAACAGGGUCCAUUUGGGACUUAUGAUCCCUUCUGAGCCAAAGGCCUUCUGAUCCGUUCUGAGUCAAAAUGUUCAAAUUUGCAGAUGCAGCACACCGGCACACGGCCGCCCCACGAUCGUGAUGUGAAUCGUCGCUGUCAAGAUGAGCCCGAACUCAUGGCCGCCCCUGGCCACUGGCUUCAUUCGCGACCAGAACCAGACAGGGGGCGCUGCGCAUGCGCCGCCCCUGUUCCUCAACCACGCCACUGCCGCCUCGCCGGGCGGCUUUUUCUCCAACUUUAAGUCGGGGCGACUGUUGCCGCCGCCCCCCAGCGCCGCCCCAGUCGACCGCCAUGUCUGGUACCCGGUCCAGUUCCAGGCGAAUUCCAGCUUUUAUUUCGCCGCCCCGGACGAAAUGGUGCUCUACUCGACCGCCAAUUCGUCGGAGAACGGCACCUAUGGGGCGGCGCAUGCGUCCCCCCACGAUUUCGACGCCACUGUCGCCCUCGUCACCAUGGUGAUCACCGCCAUCUUGUUGGGCCUCAUUAUCCUGGCCACUGUCAUUGGCAACGUGUUCGUGAUAGCGGCCAUUCUGCUGGAGCGCAACCUGCAAAACGUGGCCAACUACCUGAUCCUCUCGCUGGCGGUCGCCGACCUGCUGGUGGCCUGUCUGGUGAUGCCGCUGGGCGCCGUGCAGGAAGUGAGCCAGGAGUGGGCGCUCGGGCCCGAGCUGUGCGACAUGUGGACGUCCAGCGACGUGCUCUGCUGCACCGCCUCCAU